Molecule: messenger RNA, 2402 nt
Organism: Hermetia illucens (black soldier fly)
Lineage: Eukaryota; Metazoa; Arthropoda; Insecta; Diptera; Stratiomyidae
Gene: fu
Product: serine/threonine-protein kinase fused
Exons: 8
Coding region: 76-2373 (765 amino acids)
Biological process (GO): protein phosphorylation
Cellular component (GO): cytoplasm
Molecular function (GO): protein kinase activity; ATP binding
Source: RefSeq, a predicted model, not a curated record
UCCUCAACGUUUGUUGUUUCUUUUACUGAAAAUGUAAUUCUUUUUACAACAAUUAAAUAUUAGGAGUGAUUAAACAUGGACGACUACGAUAUAAUAUCGUUGAUAGGCGAGGGAUCAUUCGGUCGUGUCUACAAAGCCACCCAAAAGUCAGACGACAGUAAUGUUGCAAUUAAAAUCAUCAAAAAGGGCUACCGUACGUCCCGAGAAUUGAAAAAUCUUCGGCGAGAAUGUGACAUCCAGGGAUACCUCAAGCAUCCAAACAUUGUGGAAAUGUUACGAUCCUUCGAAACGAAAACAGAAAUCGUUGUGGUCACUGAGUUCGCACAAACGGAUCUGCACAAAUAUUUGAGGCAGAACGGAGUCAUCACAGAGGAGCAGGCGCAAGUGCUGACCGGGCAUCUCGUUUCUGCUUUGUAUUAUUUGCAUUCCCAUCGAGUUUUGCAUCGAGAUUUGAAGCCGCAGAAUAUUCUGUUGGGAGACAACUUGCAUGCGAAACUCUGUGAUUUCGGGUUGGCAAGAAACAUGACGGCAGGGACGCAUGUUUUGACUUCUAUCAAAGGAACUCCGCUUUAUAUGGCACCUGAGCUUCUUGCUGAGAAACCGUACGAUCACUUGGCUGAUCUUUGGUCGUUAGGCUGCAUAAUCUAUGAGACUUUGACGGGGCAACCGCCAUUUCACACGAAUUCAUUCCUGCAGCUUGUCUGCUUGAUUAAGCACGAGGAUGUUAAGUGGCCAAGCUUUUUACGCGGAGAAAGCGUUUCAUUUAUGCAGGGAUUGCUUGAAAAAGAUCCUUCACUUCGCUUCACCUGGGCUCAAAUUCUUUGUCAUCCGUUCGUCGAGGGGCGACUCACCAUUUUAGACGAACAAACGGAGCCAUCGCCUUUCAUAGAUCCUCCCGAGAAACCAUCAAGAGGCGCAAAGCAGAAAACUUCCCGCAAUUUCGAUCCAAAUAAUAUCAGCGCGAAUUUAAGUCUGCUCACCCUCACUGACCACUCCGAGACUGCAGGCAAUUUGACUUCCUCCAAGGACAGCAUCAAGGCAAUGCUGCAGAGCGACAUAGAGAACAUCGACACAGACGUCGAUGAAGUGAAAAUCCCCUUCGCGGAGGCCGCACCAUUUAAGUUUGAACCCCGCAAACCUUCAACCGAUGAGGGUGCCUGUUUUGUUACAGGAAACUCAAAUUUGGUCGUGAAUCAUUUGAACGACAACUUUCAAAUAGAAACGGCUGAAGUUAAGCAAAAGGCGAGGCUGACAUUGAACUUGAAGAAGUCCACGCCGCAUACAGAAAAAUCAAGUCGAAGCAAAGACUUGGAGAAACGCAAACUCAGUCAAAAUUUGGAUAAUUUCUCACUGAAAUUGGGACAAAGUCUUGGCGACAGUGAAGCUGCCGUUAAAAAAAUUGGAGAGAACGUUUCUGAAAAGAAACAGAAGCAGCAAGCGAAGAUUGCAGCGGCAAUCGACGAAAAAUCUCCACCGUGCUUACUGCCUGGCUGGGACUCUUGUGAUGAAUCUCAAAGUCCACCCAUUGAGAAUGAUGAAUGGUUGGCAUUCCUUCAUCGAUCCAUGCAGGAAAUUCUUGACGGCGAAUUGGAUUCACUUAAACAACAGAAUUUAGUGAGCAUUAUUGUGGCGCCUUUGCGAAAUUCCAAGGCUAGUCCUAAAGUUUUAGAAAGUGUUGCUCAAUUACUCAGUCUUCCAUUGGUUUUGGGUAGCCCAACAAGCGUGUUGGAUUGCAUUCAGAGCGUUUAUAUUGAAGUAAAACUUGUGCCAAAUUUAAUCUACGCGUCGAAGUUGCUGGCAAGUAGCAAGGGUUCGUCUUCAGAUUCGACUUCUUCACAACUUUGCUCGUCUACUCACCGCUCGUACAAAUCAAUCAAUGAUCUCACCCCCGUGGAAAUCAAAACAAUUUCAAGUUUAUAUGAGCUAGUGUGCCACCUCGUGCACUUAAACCAGCGCUUCCUUUCGCAGCUCUGCGACGCCGUUGCAAUUUUGGCAGCAGAUGAGCUCCUGAUAUCCUUCCUGUCCCAUGACUUCACUAACUCCGAUGCGGUGCGAAUUGCAAACAACGUCAUCGCGCUCUUUUGUUGUGUGGUUCGUGAACUACCGGAAAAUGCCCACCUAGUUGAGCGUAUCGUCUUUAAUCAGAAAAUGAAUUUAGUUUUUCUCAUGAAAAAUAGAAAUCCAACAUUGAGAUUGCGGACUUGUAUGCUGAUGAGACUUUUGGGAAGGUUCAGUUGUCGCGGGUUGCAAAGCAUUUGGUCGACGAAUCUAAGGGAGACGAUGGAAAAUUUGAUUUAUGACUCGAAUGAAGAAGUUAAGAUGGAAGCUGAAAGUGCCUUGGAUGAGUUCAAGCAGUUUUCGUUUUAUACAUAAGUUAAAAGAAAUAUAUGUUUUAAAAAUAA